Molecule: messenger RNA, 1284 nt
Organism: Megalops cyprinoides (Indo-Pacific tarpon)
Lineage: Eukaryota; Metazoa; Chordata; Actinopteri; Elopiformes; Megalopidae
Gene: kaznb
Product: kazrin, periplakin interacting protein b
Exons: 7
Coding region: 1-1143 (380 amino acids)
Source: RefSeq, a predicted model, not a curated record
AUGCUGAUGGAUGUGGACGGGCAGCUGCCGGAAUGUGGGGAGGGUGCUGCCCAGUCGGCCGGGUUCGGGGGGACGCUGCACUGUGAACCCAGCGGAUCGGGGACCGGACACACAGCGCACACACUGGGCCCACCAGCAGCCAGCGAGGGCCCCGGGGCCGAGACCAGCCAGCACAGCGACCACGAUCUCCUGUGGGAGGAGGUGCAGGAGGAGGUAUCCCAGCUCCAGGCUGAAGUGCUCCUGCUGAGGGAGAUAAAGGACCUGGAGGAGUCUCAGGGAGGCGUGGCUGAGGAGCUGUCAGUCACCAGGCUGCGGGUGCAGCUGGCCCAGAGAGAGCAGGAACUGCACCGUACCCGGGAGACCUUACAAGCGAUGAAGGAUGACCGGAAGCGGCUGAAGGCAGAGAAUGAGGACCUGCUGAAGCAGAUGCAGGAGCUGUGCGCUACGCUGGAGAGCCGGGAGGAGCAGCUCCGAGACUUCAUCCACAGCUACGAGCAGCACAGGAAGGAGAAUGAGGAUGCUGUAAAGGCAUUGGCUCAGGAGAAGGACCUGCUGGAGAGGGAGAAAUGGGACCUGAGGAGAGAGAAUAAAGAGGCGCUGGAGUGCGCCAACACCCUGCACUCACAGCUGCAGCUGAGAGAGAGCAGGAGCCGGGAGCUGGAGGCCGAGCUCUGCACCGCGAAACAGUCCCUGGCCACCCUCACCAAAGACGUCCCCAAACGCCACUCCCUGGCCACGCCCACUGAACCUGUUGUCAACUGCAACCAGGAGUGGGUAAUACAGGCGGAGCUGCCCCUCACUGCUGCCAUCAGACAGAGCCAACAGAACCUGUGCCACGGCCAAGCAGUGGGGAGGAACAGCCCCAGCCACACACGGCAGCAGUGUAUCGUCUCGGACGCCUCUGCCCCCGAGGGCGACUGCUCUACCUCCCCCAGUGACAUCAGCUCCCCUCGCCACAGGACCUACUCCCUCUGCAAUUCGAUGGAGAAUCUGGAGGAGCAGAAGAGUAGGAGGAGGGAGAGGCUGAGUUUGGGUUCUCUCUCCCGGGUUUUCUCCAGGUCAAAGCAGGGCAGAUCUGUGGACCCAGGCCUGCUCAAUGGCCCUGAUGCUCCAGCGUGUUACUCACAUGAGACCUCAGACUGAACACAUGUAUAUAACACUAUAUAACACUCUAACAUGUGUUAGUGUGUAAGCUCGCUUGCGUGUGUGUGUGUGUGUGUGUGUGUGUAUGUGUAUGCACCUCUCUGAGAGGCAUUAAAUGAGUGUUUCUUCCCCUGAACCUCU